AUGCAUUUUAUUAAAUCAAGUCAACCAUCAAAAAAAUUAUUAAAAACUCAAAUGUAUAAAUCUCAUCAACAAUUACCUACAUUAUGUGAAUCAUCAACAUCAAUUAAUAUGAUGAAAUUUGAUCGUGGUCUAGUAAAACGUUCAUUAUUAUAUUCACUUGAACGUGGAUAUUUUUCAUUUGUACGUUAUUUACUUGAAUCGGGUGCCGAUUCAAAUGAACGUGAUUUAGAAGAUCGAACACCAUUAAUGUAUUGUUGUUUUAUUGAUGAUGAUACAUGGUCAUUAAAUAUUGUAUUAUCUUUAUUAGAAUUUAGUGCAAAAAUUCAAUAUCAUGAUAAACAUGGUUUAAAUUCAUUAAUGUAUGCUAUUAUUAAUGAACGUAUAACAUUAGUUCAUCAAUUUUUAUCAUCAUUAGAUUUUGAUAUUAAUCAAUCAACUGAUAUUCAUGGAAAUACAUGUUUACAUUAUGCUUGUUAUAUUGGAAAUGUUGAAAUUGUUCGAUUAAUUUUAACAUGUAUGAAACGUUAUUCAGCAGAUAUAACAAAAAAAAAUAAUCAUGGUUCAACAGCAUACGAUGUUGCAUGUUUAUUUUAUCAUGAUCGUUGUAAAAAUCUAAUAAGAAAUGAAUUAACAUUAGGACAACGAUGUAAUAAUAAUAAAAAUCAUCAAAUUAUUAAUAUUCCACCUUUAGUAACUUAUCAACGACGUUUAUCAACACCUACUCGAAUAUGUUCAGCGGCAUCAACACAUAAUGGAUCAGUAUUAUCAGUACCAUUUUAUGUACUUAGUUCAGCAAAUAUACGAAAAAGACGUCAAAGUAUAAUAUCAAAUGUAAAUAAUUCAUUAUGUCCACCAUUAUUUAUUAAUCCUAUAGAAUCUCGAUCAGUUAUAUUAAAACGAAAUAAUAUUUUAGAUAAACAAUGUUUAGAUUAA
This is a messenger RNA of Didymodactylos carnosus, 933 nucleotides long. The record is from the annotation of a GenBank genome assembly. NCBI's taxonomy places the organism in Eukaryota, Metazoa, Rotifera, Eurotatoria, Philodinida, Philodinidae.